AUGUUGAUGUCUAACGCGCGGGUGCUCCUAUCUUUAGACCCGUAUCACCAAAAGGUUUCUGGCACAGAAAUAUUCCAGCAGAUUACGGAAAAGACUCAGAAUGAGCUGUUGGAAAGUGAGCAGGCAGUGGAUACGGUGGGACCGCAUACAGGGGUAAGAACGUUUGAGGUUAGGAUUGUGAUAGCUUUAAGCGCUGAGGGAUUUUCAACCUUUACGCUGGAUGGUAAAAUGGAAAGUUUUGGUUCUCACAGUCAGACUGGACGUAGAUCACACUUACGCCCUAUGACGGCGAGGUUCCACGUCUCAAAAUCAAAGGAUAUAAAUGGAUAUGUGAAUGAUGAUGUAAUCUUAAAGAAAGCGGUUAGUGUAAGGAGCCUUCUACCGAGCAAAGAAUAUCCAAAUCUGUCAUCUGCGAGCACAGCCAUGGACAAUGAAAGGAAGAACACAAUGUCCCAUUCCAUCGAGCAUCCAUUCUGUGGCUUCCUCCAAUAUGAUAUCCCCUCUAUGUUCCAUCAACUUUGGAUGCUCUUUGUGAAGCUUGGAGAGAGCAAGGCGGUCCUGGAACUUGUUCUGAAGAAACUCUCGCAAACCCUGGAGGAUGCCCGUACUUUUAUUGAGGGGUUCCGCAUGCUCGUAUUUAGAAGGUUGGAAUCAUUGUCCUGCAGAAAGAAGAAUUUGUCCACAACGAAAUACCAGGGAUCAGAAUUGCAAAUACUCAAGCAAUGUCGGGGAGCAACGGAGGCCACCAUGAACUAUAUCUUCUUUGUUGCCAAGCUUGAAGUGCUUGCGGAGAAACGAGGUUCCGACCAGGGCUUCCAACGAGGCGUAGUACUGUAUAAUUGGGCGAUUUUAAGGCCUGUACGGUACGGCUCACGAACUCAGUACGUUCGUACUGAACACGUGACUGUUACGGUUCACUUUGUACGGACCGUAGUACGGCCUGUUGGAAGCCCUGGUUCCGACAUCCUUGUUGACGCCGUGGUCGAGAAAAAAGGGAUGCGAGUUGAAGAUAACAUGGUUGCGAUGAGUGUAGUAGGGUGGUUUAGCUAUCAAGCUAGGGGUAACUCGCGACUUAUAUAUUCGUCGCUGGGAAGGCAUGUGUUCAAUUCCCUUCGCUGCCCCAUUGACCGCCAGGCCAAACCUGUGGGAUUUCAUAGAAUGUACCGUUGUGUCGCUGCUGCGGCCUGCAAGAUGCAGAUAUACAGCACAGUGAAGGCCACAGACACAUUAUCCCAGCUUGGGGUAUGCAUGCCACCGAAGUGGGAUAGGUAG
Molecule: messenger RNA, 1272 nt
Organism: Lindgomyces ingoldianus
Lineage: Eukaryota; Fungi; Ascomycota; Dothideomycetes; Pleosporales; Lindgomycetaceae
Exons: 12
Coding region: 1-1272 (423 amino acids)
Source: RefSeq, a predicted model, not a curated record